AGACGAGUUGCGGUCAUCGUUAUUGUCGGUUUUCCGGGUCGUUUCGUGUAGGUGUGUGUCUUCGAGCCUGUGACAACAUAAAAUCACGUGCAUAAAGCCAGCUUUUAUUUACUUUCUGCCCAUAGUAAGGAGCAGUCACUGACGUGCCUCUGCCACUAGCAACAAGAACAACAAAAACAGAAACGACAAUAAGAACAGCAAAACGUUGUGUUUGCUAUUACUAGCCGCCCGCUGUCGCCACCUGCCGACGACGCCAGCAACACAAACACACACACAAAAGACGAUGACGUCUAAAAGCGAUAAGGAAAUUCUAGCCAAUUCCAUGUAUGAAGAUGAUCCCAAUGGCAAUUCAGCGCCCACAGCAUUGGAUCAAGAGGAGGGGCAGGCGGCGGCGGCGGCGGCGGCAAAUGAAGCGGCAGCAGCGACGGGCACAACAAGAACAACCACAAUUCCAGCGGCAGCAGCGACUGCUCCGCGUUGGGGGCCACAGAACAAAGGUGCACAGGAGCUGGCAUCCCUCUAUAGUCCAGGUAAACGUGCACAGGAAAUCAUAUGUGUUUACACCUGCAUCGGCCUGAUGAUCAUCAAUUUAGCACUAAUUGUGAAGCACUUGCGUUUGGAGCGAAUCAGCGUGACCUUCAUCUCCGCCUUGUGUGGCAUCAUAACGGCAGACUUUGCCUCCGGGCUGGUGCAUUGGGCAGCGGAUACAUGGGGCUCGGUGGAUUUACCCAUAAUUGGAAAGAACUUUUUGCGUCCUUUUCGCGAGCACCAUUUGGAUCCGACGUCGAUAACACGUCACGAUUUCAUUGAGACGAAUGGCGAUAACUUCAUGGUGGGCAUACCCAUACUCGGCUACCUGGCGCACUAUUUUUAUGUGAAGUCACCGUGCGAAAUACAGCAGAAUUUCGGCUGGAUAGCCUAUGUAUUCCUAUGCUCCAUCUUUGUGGCUAUGACAAAUCAGAUACACAAAUGGUCGCACACGUACUGGGGCCUGCCAAGGUGGGUGCUGUUGCUGCAGAGCUGUCACAUUAUUCUGCCGCGCAAACAUCAUCGCAUUCAUCAUGUGGCGCCGCAUGAGACGUACUUUUGCAUUACCACCGGCUGGCUGAAUUGGCCACUGGAGCAGCUUAGAUUUUGGUCAACCUUUGAGUUUAUUAUAGAACGUUUUACGGGCCUGAAGCCGCGCGACGAUGAUUUGAAAUGGGCCAAGAAACUCACAUAGCUAUGCUGUCCUGCGACUGUAUAUAGAACCUGGACCAAGCAGCGUUAGCAGAGCUUGCCAAUUGUUAGAACGAACGGAUAUAACCAAAAAGAGAGCAACAAAGGGCACUCGUAACAACAAUUAUUUUCAUUUUCCACAUCGAAAAAUAUUAUAAGCUUUUAUAAUUUAUAUUGAAGUGUCUGACCACUGAAAUAGAAAGAAAGAAAAUUACAUAGUUAUUAGUUGAUAAAGUUUGUUACCAAUAAUUCAGUUAAGUAAAAUAUGUUUGCGAAUUGUUAAUUAUGUAUUUGUUUAUAGACUUGCACACGCAUUGAUCUCGGUACUCAUAAACUAUUACAAUUAUAUACUACGAGUGAGCCUUAUAUACAUAUAGACAAUAUGUUAUAUGUAUGUACAACUAGCACAGGCACAAGCUUGUUUAAACUGUUUACGAAACUUUUUUAAAAACUUUACAAAGACACAAAUAGCUUAAAUAUGGCAACGAUUUUGAUACCAAAUCCUAAAAAAAAAAACAUCCUUUUUAAUACAUUUCAACAGCUUUAAAGCCCAUAAGUAUAAAUUUAUUUAUAUAAAUUAAGAUCUAUAUACAUUAUAAAUUAGGCGCUGUAUGCAAUCAAAAAAGUGACUUACAAUUUUGCCUUACAAACAAAUCAUUAAUAUAUGUGUAUAUGUAAUUAUAUUAACAAAACCAAAAGACAGUGAACUAUUUUUAAAGAAGCUAAGCAACGUUUUUAGUGCGCACAUUUUUGAAAGUUUAGUAUUAAAUCCAACAAAAAACAAAAACAAAAAAAAAAGACAAAUAGAACAAUUCUGUUAUUAAAUUAUAUAAACCAAAAGCCAGGCUAGAUAUGUGUAUUAUAAGCCUAAGCAGCUAAAUUUGUACUUUUUGUAAACCAAAAAUACUUUUUAGAUGUACUUAUAUAUCAUUUAACGCGCCUAGCAAUGUCUUGGAGUGCUGAAACAUGUUUUGCAUAACAAACUAAUUCUAAGUGAGCAAUAUUAAUUGUGAUUAAAAACAACAGGAACUAAGCUGA
This is a messenger RNA of Drosophila montana, 2256 nucleotides long. It is a transcript of the gene Kua, whose product is annotated as Kua. Gene Ontology annotation, molecular function: oxidoreductase activity. Bases 284 to 1222 code for a protein of 312 amino acids. Lineage: Eukaryota; Metazoa; Arthropoda; Insecta; Diptera; Drosophilidae. The transcript is spliced from 7 exons. The record is from RefSeq and is a predicted model, not a curated record.